Lasiosphaeria miniovina is the source of this 1690-nucleotide messenger RNA. Its product is annotated as putative galactose-1-phosphate uridylyltransferase. The coding region runs from base 454 to 1614 and encodes 386 amino acids. Lineage: Eukaryota; Fungi; Ascomycota; Sordariomycetes; Sordariales; Lasiosphaeriaceae. Gene Ontology annotation, biological process: beta-D-galactose catabolic process via UDP-galactose, Leloir pathway. The transcript is spliced from 4 exons. Gene Ontology annotation, cellular component: cytoplasm. Gene Ontology annotation, molecular function: zinc ion binding; UDP-glucose:hexose-1-phosphate uridylyltransferase activity. The record is from RefSeq and is a predicted model, not a curated record.
CUUUCAUUUGCAAGUCGAAUCCAACACACUUAUCGUCGCGCCUGGUGAAAGUACGAAGUCUUCGACAUAUAUCAGUUGCAGCAAAGAGAAUAUUGAUGAGCCAUCAAUGUUGUUCCUAUCAAAAAUAUAACUUGUAACUCCUACGCCACAUCAUAGCUCAAUGGGUUUUGCUUAGUGGAAACGGCGGCAGGUACUAUAAUAGCGCCGAGGAGCGCCGAUGCAGGUCUGCCGCUGCUCCAUCUUUCUAUUGCCCCGCUGCUGGUGACAUGACAUCGACUUGCAAGCGCGACCCGACUGCUUGGAGGGGCAUCGUCGAUACUCGGAGCUUGAAAUUUCGCGUUCCCCCUUUAGUGUCCAUAAGCCCCUCCUACAAAAACGCCGCUUCAUUUUCUAUCCCUUUUACUCCAGCUGCCGCAGACACUCUUCACUUGCUGUCUCACUCGUUGUCUCACGAUGCCUGACGCCGUGCUCGACGACAUUUCGCACCGCCGCUUCAACCCAUUGACCGGGGCUUGGCUGCUGGUAUCACCACACCGGACCAAGAGGCCAUGGCAGGGCCAGAAAGAGGCGCCGUCCAACAGCAAGCUGCCGGACUACGACCCGAAGUGCUUUCUCUGUCCUGGGAACAAGAGAGCGCAAGGGGACUCGAACCCACAGUACAAGAACACAUUUGCCUUUGUCAAUGACUACAGCGCCGUCAAGGAGGAACAACAGGCAUACGAGCCGGCGGCUGCUAAUGAGGACGACGUUGCCUCGCUUCUGCUUCAGGCUCAGCCGGCUACAGGCCGGUGCUAUGUGCUCACCUUCGCAGCAAACCAUGCCACCACGCUCGCCGACAUGACGACCGAGGAGAUUGUCCCCGCCAUCCAAGCGUGGACGCGCAUCUACGCCAGUCAUAUGUCUACAUACCAUCCGCUCAAGGCGCAGGCUGCGCGCGCCCUGGAACAGAUCCCCGUGAACCCCGAUGCAGAGGUUGGGAAGCCGAAGCAACAGCUGCGCUAUAUGCAGAUCUUCGAGAACAAGGGUGCGGCCAUGGGCUGCUCCAACCCGCACCCUCACUGCCAAGUCUGGACGGUGAGCAACCUGCCCGAAGAGCCCGCCAAGGAGAUAGACCAGAUGAGCCAGUACCAUAGGAGCCACGGCCGGCAUCUUCUAGGAGACUACGCCAAACUUGAGAUGGAGAAAGAGGAGCGCGUCGUGUGGCAAAACGAGAGCUUUUUGAUUGUCUGCCCCUGGUGGGCUUUCUGGCCCUUCGAGGUUCUUGUUAUUGCGAAGCGACAUGUGCGCGCCCUCGUCGAUCUGACCGACGACGAGACCGUCAGGUUUGCAGAAGCUAUCCAGGAGAUCACGAGACGAUAUGACAACCUAUUCGAGACAAGCUUCCCUUAUAGCUCUGGGAUUCACCAAGCACCGCUGGACUGCGCCGAAGAGGAGGCUGAGACAAGCUGGUUCCAUAUGCACUUCUACCCCCCGCUUCUCCGGUCUGCCACUGUUCGGAAAUUCCAAGUCGGGUAUGAGCUGCUGGCCGAAUCCCAGCGCGACAUCACUCCCGAGCAGGCAGCCGCAAAGCUCAGGGCUUGCGGCGGAGAGUUAUACCGCAAGUCGCUGCAAUGAUUUAGGCCGAGUCUUCGUAUGUGUGUUUAGAUUCCUGCAAGAAGAAUAACUAUAUUAGGCAGUCCAUGGACCGUUU